Molecule: messenger RNA, 490 nt
Organism: Cotesia congregata
Lineage: Eukaryota; Metazoa; Arthropoda; Insecta; Hymenoptera; Braconidae
Source: the annotation of a GenBank genome assembly
AAACAGAAUGACGACUUCACAUGGAGGUCAUGUUUACUAUGUAAUAAAAGUACCUAAAGAAGGCGAAGAAAAUGAAAGUACGGAUAGUGGGUGGGACAACCCAUUUAGGCCAGACGGAGAUUUAUCCCGAGAAGCCGACGAGAUAGUAGAACUGAUAAAAGGCGGAAAACCUAUAACCCCAACACCAGGACAAACUGCACCCCCAUUACCAGGAUGUGAUGGCAAAACAAUCGACGAUCACGACUCAAGUACUAGUCCAUUGCUGAAGACAUCAACAUCUGAACGGACGAAUCAAGGGAAUGGGAACCUCCAUGGCAACGUGAAUUCCAGCGUCAAUAAGCAGCCCGUUAGCGAGAAGGUCGGCUCAACAACGAGCACGGCGACCGUGGAGGUCAGCAGAGUAACAGCACAGGGUCCUGGGGAUGCGUCUCAAGUCGAGCACGUGACUCUGAAGAAAAAGCCUAAGUGCAAAUGCUGCGUUCUUCAGUAA